AUGCCAAACAACAAAAAGAAAAGUGUGUCCAGUAUCAAAGGAUUGGACAAGGCACAUCCAUAUUCUCGCAAGGCACUCCAAGUUCAACGAGCAUUGCACAGGGACACUGAACUAACAAAAAAAAAGGCGGAUAGAGACAAUCAUAAGCGUCUUGCAGUUGAGAGAUUGUUGUGGUUCAAGUUUGCCGCACCCGAUCCACCAGCUGAAAUCACCGAGGCUGAUGUGCACUCUAUUAUCGACAUGUACAUUAAUCGCAAUGAGGAUGAGAUUUCUCAAAUCAUGAGCCAGUUGCGAAAGAACCGACCCAAGCCAGGUAGACUGGGCAUUCUUGAAUCACUGCGCGAAAAAGACCUUGCAGAGUACAAUGCAGGAAUUGAAAUACCAUCAUUGACCGAUACCAAGAAUGUGGAGAUGCUCAAGAAUUGG
This is a messenger RNA of Batrachochytrium dendrobatidis JAM81, 426 nucleotides long. RefSeq lists its product as uncharacterized. Gene Ontology annotation, cellular component: nucleus. The record is from RefSeq and is a predicted model, not a curated record. NCBI's taxonomy places the organism in Eukaryota, Fungi, Chytridiomycota, Chytridiomycetes, Rhizophydiales. The transcript is spliced from 2 exons. The annotation marks the transcript as partial.